CGGCCGCCUGAGGGAAGCCGCAGGGGCGAGCUGAAGGAGGAGCGGCCGGCAGAGGGAAGCCGGACUCGGGCACUCCAUGGGGAACGUGGGCAGCCACAGCGAGGGCGAGGAAGAAGAGGAGGAAACGGCGCCCUGCGCCGCCGCCACAGGAGGCGCCCGGAAUAGCGGCAGCGCCGCCAGGGAGGCCUCCUCGCCGGGCGCCAUGGAGACGGCGGCGGCCUCCUCGUCCUCUUCUUCGCCGGCCGCCGCCGCCCGGCCCUCGGCGCCUCCGUCGGCGGCCUCUCUGCCGUCAUCGUCCCCGUCCCCGCUGCUGCCGGCGGCGUCGGUGCUGCUCGGCCAGGCCCGCCUGAGGGAGGAGGCCGCGGCCCGCCUGCGCGAGGCUCCCUCGGCCGAACCGCUGCUGUCCCGCCACCACGCCGCCCUGGUGCGCUGGCUGGAGGAGCGCCUGGGCCGCGGGGAGCACGCCGUCAGCCUCGAGCAGCUCUGCGAGGCCCUCGAGGCGCGCGCCGGGCCGACGCCAGGAGGAGGAGGCGGCGGAGGAGGAGCAGCGGGGGCAGCCACCGCCGCCGGGGCAGCCGCCACGGGAGGAGGCGGGAGUGGAGGGGAAGCCGCUGCCGCCGCCGCCGCCGAGGAGCGAGCCAGGAGCGAGGAGGCUUUUGCUCAGUUUGAUCCUGAGGGUGAUGGCACAGUGGAUGUGGAGAACAUGCUGGAAGCUCUCAAGAACUCCAGUGGAGCCAAUCUUCAAGGGGAGCUUAGUCACGUGAUCAGGCAGCUGCAGGCUUGUUCGCUUGUCCCAGGUUUUGUAGACAUAUUUUCAGAGUUGAACGAGCGCCUUAGUCUCCACGCUUUCAUGAUCCUGAGGUUCCUGCACCGGCACCGUAUCGCCAGCACAGUCAUCCCAUAUCCAGUCUUGGAGUACUUCAACAAUAUUUGCACCAUGCGAUCUUCCAUACUGAAGGAUUCUUUAGACCGGCUCCUCCUAAAAGAAAAAGAAUGUCCGAGUGAUUUAAAUGGAAACCAGGAAUUAGACAAGCUCAAAUCAGUUUCAAAGUGCUACACUCACAUAGAAACUUCCUCCAAUUCAGCAGACAUUGACAAAAUGACAAAUGGAGAAACCUCAUCCUUCUGGCAGUCUGACGGGAGUGCUCGGUCACACUGGAUACGUUUAAAGAUGAAACCGGAUGUCAUUCUGAGGCACCUCUCGAUUGCAGUUGCAGCCAACGACCAGAGUUACAUGCCGCAGCAGGUUACGGUAGCUGUUGGAAGGACAGCCAGCAAUCUCCAGGAGGUCCGCGAUGUUCACAUUCCCAGCAAUGUUACCGGAUAUGUGACAUUGUUGGAAAACGCUAACAUUAGUCAGAUGUAUGUACAGAUAAAUAUCAAGCGUUGCCUUAGCGAUGGGUGCGACACCAGAAUCCACGGGCUCAGGGCUAUUGGCUACCAAAGAGUGAAGAAGGGAGGUGUCUCGGUCUGCGAUGCUUCGGCGAUCUGGUACUGGUCCCUUUUGACCUCUCUGAUCACGGCGUCCAUGGACACCAACCCUGCGAUUGUUCAUGCCAUCCUGCAAAAUACUCAGAAGGCCCUGCAGCACAUGCCGCCGCUUUCUUUGUCACCAGGCUCCAUAGACUUCUCAAGCUUCCUAUCUCCCAAUGUUUUGGAAGAAGUGGACAGUUUUCUUCUGGGUAUUACCAGUCGUUGUGCCUCCCCAGAAGUAGAGCUUACCCUGCUGGCAUUUUCCCUGGCCAGGGGCAGCAUUGGCAAAGUGCUGAGUUCGCUUUGCACGAUCGCCGACCACUUGGAAACGCCUUACAAGGCUGCCUCACUCAUCGUCUCCAUGGCCACAGUCAGGCAAAACUUGCUGUACAAAUAUGGAACUCCCCUGAGGCUGACGCUGCAGGCCUGUGAUGUCAAAGGAAAGGAAGACAAAUCAGGUCCUGAAAAUCUCCUUAUAGAGCCAUGGACAGGGGAUGGUUUCCUUACUGAGACUGGAAAGAGACAGGCCAGUGUCAUUCUUUCAACCGGAACUGAAUCAGCCUUUCAGGUCACACAAAUCAGAAUAAAGGUGCGGAGGGGAGCCAUUGGGGCCAGGUGUGGGUUGGUGUUUGCUUACAACUCCGCUUCAGAGAAAUUUCACGCGGAGGAGCACUUCAAGAGAUUCGAGAGCUAUGACAGAUGGAAGCUAGAAGAUUUCCGGCACUUCUUAAAAGCCAGGAGCAGCACUCCACGAGACGAACUGGGAGAGGAGGAUCCCGUUGGCUGGUUUGAAAUGGAAGAGGAAUGGGAUGAAAUGGAAGUCAAAAUGCAGCAGUGCAGAAUUUCCAAGUAUCUGAUGGUGAAGUUCUUGUGCACAAGGCAAGACAAAGCUGAGAGGCUCGGGGUGCAAGGCUUGAGCGUCUUCGGCUACCUCCGGUCCAUGUCGGCAGAGCCCAACAGGAGCAAGUGCUGCCUGGAGUGUGGCAAGCCUAGCGGUGACGUCGUUUGUGGGAUGACACUCCUGCUGAAGACUCUGUGCUUCAUCCAGCAGCUGGCACAGGAUUUGGUUCAGAAGAAGGCAAGCGGUCUGCGCUACAGGUCAUACCUCGACUUUGCGGGCCUGGAUCUAAAGCUUUUCUGGAAUUUCUAUAGUAAACUUCAACAAAACUCAAGGGAAGAGUGCAUUGAUGCCCAAGCCAUGUUGCUGCGGCUUCUCCAGAGCUGCUUUUCGGUGCUCACAUCAGAUAACAAAGCUGCAAAGACUCAGGAAGCUGCUCAGAGCAAAACAUCUGAUAGCGCAGAAGCAGCAGAGGAACUCUACAAGCAUCUGUGUGAAGUUGUAGACAGCGACAGUGAGUCCCCAUCACUGAAGGCCUUGAAGCAGGAAGUGAAUAACACGUUGCUGAACGGAGCAGCCAUCUUUUUCCCCCACAGACACACCCGGCGGGAGCAGCUUUUUGCAAUGUUGAAAAACAUAACAGAGCAGGAACACAAGGCAUCUGUCCAUCUUACUUUCAAAUCCCUGUGUGCAUAUUUCAGUGACCAGGAUCCAGGUGGACUCCUCUUGUUGCCAGACAAAGGACCUUCUGCAGAUGUCGAUGUUGAUAAAGUGCUUGCGGUGACAGAAACGCUCCUGGCAGUGACAUCGAGAGAGUGUGAAAUGUUGAUGAUGGGUGUUGCCCAGCAAGACACGGGUCCUGUGCUCUCGUCCUUAUUCUGGUCUGUUCAGGGCAGCCUCCUUUCCUGGUGCUACUUGCAACUUAAGGGCAGUGAUGCAGCACCCAAGAGCCUUGCCGUAGAAAUCCUUACAAAAUAUGUGCAGCAGUUCCUGCUAAGUGUCAGGACAAUUUUAGAGUCGCUCCUGUCCCAACACAGUGGGAGAACGAUAGUGGAAAAACUGAGCAACUCUGUCUUUUCCAUGGUAGCCCGGCAGCUGAUGACCUUCCUGCAGGACUUCUGCACUUUAGACAUUCCACAUCGUACCCUCCUGCAGGAUGUCAGCAUUUUGACAAAGCUACUGAAUGACCUGUCUGCAGACCCAGGAGAUGGCCCAAAUAAGGUGGGCAUGGAGAGUUGGCAGCAGGAGCAGCCGGUGGUGCUGCGAACAUGGGCUGCAGAAUCCCCACAUAACUACGAAAACAACUGCCACGAUGUCACCGUCUUCCUUUGUCCGGGGGCAACUUACUUCGAGGUGGAGUUUGACGAAAGAUGUGAAACGGAGAGGAGGUACGAUUACCUGGAAUUUACUGACGCCAAAGGUGGAAAAACUCGCUACGAUACCAAAGUUGGCACAGACAAGUGGCCCAAGAAAGUGACCUUUAAGGCUGGCCCUCGGCUGCAGUUUCUCUUUCACUCCGACAGCAGUAAUAACGAGUGGGGCUACAAGUUCUCCGUCACUGCAUACGGCUUGCCAGAUGUGGAAGUUUCAUGGGGCCUGGACCUGCACCUUCUCGUGGCCAGGCUCAUGGGGCGCCUGGCUUCCCAGAGCAUGGUGCUGAAAUCCCAACGAGAGGCAGGAAAUGAAAUAGAAUUGUCUCCUGCAAAAGUGGCGUCUGUUCUUAACUCUCCUCUGUGGAAGCCGGUCUUCAGGCAUCAGAUGCGUUCUGAGCAAAAGCCGGAAGCUAGAGAGCGUAGCCAAACGCCGCAGGAAGAUAAAGAGGCCACAAACUCUCAUUCCAACAACUGUCAUAAUUUUCUCCUUGACUUCGCAAAGUCAGACACUGCCCAGGAGUUCUGUGGGCCAAAUUCUGAGCUUUUCAAAGGACUCGUACAGGCAUGUAAAAAACAGGCCCCAAAGACUGAUAUAGUUGCUGGUUCCACUAUUGAUCAAGCUGUCCAGUCUACAUUUGCUGCUCUGGUCUAUCUCUCUCCAGAUUUGUAUGGGAAGCUUCAGAAAUAUGUCAACAGUGGAGGCAAAACGCCUUUGGGUGAAGAGUUUGCACAAGUAUAUUCCCUGGCCGACGGGAUCAGAAUAUGGAUGCUAGAAAUGAAACAGAAGUCCCUCGUGAACCAGGGAAGUGAUGGGGAGGAGAAGCAGGCUGCUGAGAUGAGCGAGGUGAACCCGGAGACCCUUGCGCAACAGUGCAUCCAGAAAAGUCAUCUCUUGCUCAGUUUUCUGCCUGCACGGACCAAGGCAGAAGGCCAUGACUCAGAUCACAUGGAGGACUUUGGGCGAUGCCACAAAGACAGACGCCGGAGGACGAGCUCUGUCGUCGAAGCGGAUUUCCAAGCGUCAGAUUCUUCCCCUGUCUCUGGAGUGACUGGUUUUGUUUUUCCGGAGGCAAGUCAGGCCACAGCCUCCAGCUCAAAGAGGAAGCAGGUGCCAGACUCGCCACAGACAGAAGUGUCUCCUGCAUCCCAAAGCAAAUCCCUUGAUAGUAACUUGUCGGAGCAAGAAGAUGCCUUGUCCCCUCCCUCCACUCCCACUAGGAAGCCUCCAUUCAGCCGCGGGAGGCUCCGGCUCCUCUCCUUCCGCUCCAUGGAGGAGUCCAAGCCUGUGCCCAGCAUUAAGGAGAAAUACCCCAUCCUGAAACACACCUUGGACUUCAUUAAGGACCAAUCUCUUUCUCAUGAAAGUGUUCUGAAAGUCCUUGCUUUGAGGAAAGCUCAAGCCAAAAGCAUCUUGGAAGUGCUGAAGAUGAUCCUCCAGUGCCUAGAAUCCCUCAGCCAGCCUCACUGCUUCACCCCACCUUGCAUCAUCUUCCUGCUGGAACUCCUGGCUUGCCAAAAAGACUUCACAAACUAUUUUGCACACUUGGAAGGCUGUGGGGCUGAGCUGCACCGGGAAAUACGGGAAUCUUACUACCAGCUUCUUCUCUUUUUGGUCAACGCUCUGAAAGGAUUUAACGACCUCGAUGAGAAAUCGUUGCUCCCUGCCUUGUCCUGCGUGCAGACGUCUCUCCUUCACCUCUUGGACAUGGGUUGGGAGCCAAGUGACCUUUCCUUCUUUGUUGAUAUACAGCUGCCACGCCUCCUUAUCAGCAUGUCACGAGAGAACAUAAGUACACAUGACAGCAUAGUUUGUCAGUGGAGCGAGGAAGAGGAACUCGCAGACUACAAGCAGAACUCUGAGUGGAUGGACGAGUGUCAGGAAGGAGUCUUUGAAAGCUGGUGUGACAAGAUAAGCCAGGCUGACCCAGAGAAGCAGAGGAAGAUGCACAUGUUCAUUGCCCGCUACUGUGACCUGUUACACGUGGACAUAUCCUGUGAUGGGUGCGAUGAGAUUGCUCCUUGGCAUCGUUACCGCUGCUUGCAGUGCAACGACAUGGAUCUUUGCAAAACAUGCUUUUUGGGCGGAGUGAGACCCGAAGGCCACGAGGCGAACCAUGACAUGGUCAACAUGGAAUAUGCCUGCGACCACUGCCAGGGCAUUAUCGUUGGGCAGCGCAUGAACUGCAACGUGUGUGAAGAUUUUGACCUUUGCUUUGGGUGUUACUCUGCCAAGAAGUACUCUGAGAGCCACCUUCCCACCCACAGCGUCACAGCGCACCCGAUGAUGACCAUCCGGAUCAGUGACCGCCAUCGGCUCAUCCAGCCCUACCUUCACAACUACUCUUGGCUGCUGUUCUCCGCUCUGGCUCUCUACAGCGCCGACUUGUCGAGCGGCAAGCAAGGGGAUGGCGAGGAAGAACUUGACCCCCAGGUCGUCGCCCACGCCAGGACCCUGCAGCAGGAGUGCAUCCAGCUGAUUGGGGACUGUCUGGUGAAAGUGCAGCAUGGGAAAGGUUUGAAAAGCCUUGCUCUGCUUUGCAUGUUGCCAGAAAGCGAAUCUUUACCUGAAAAGGGGAUACUAUCAGUUGAAAAUUCCACAGACAGCCCUGGUGAGAGAGCCAUGGAAACCGAUAAGGCGAUGUCUGCAUCUUUCACCCACUGCAACGGGAAUGGAAACACUGAUGAAAUCCAGGCCUCUGCAGAUACCAAACAAACGCAGAAAGUGAAAACGGAGGGCAAGCCCUCCAACGGCCUUCCGCUGAAGAAAGAGGUGGUAACACAUGAGAGAGAGAAGCUUGCCCUUAAUUCAGAUUUUCAAGCGAAGGAAUCUAUAUCUGCAGAUGCUGAAGUUGCCGACAUUUUGACUCCAUGCCAAGCUGAAGAGAAGGCAAUGCCCAGCCAAGAGGAGAUAUUUGCCGAGUGCUCCCAGAAGAGGAUUCUUGGGUUGCUGGCUGCCAUGUUGCCUCGCUUGAAAUCAGACUCAACAAUGUCUCUAAUGAACCUUGACCAGAUCCUCCCGCUCAUGUUUCAAGUUGUGAUCUCGAAUGCCGGCCAUUUGAAUGAAACCUACCACUUAACCCUGGGGCUCCUAGGCCAGUUGAUUCGGAGGCUGAUGCCCGCAGAAGUAGACGCUGCCGUGACCACAGUCCUCUCGGCCAAGCAUGGGCUCGUUGCUGCUGAUGGGUCCUCUGUGCCAGAAGGAUGGAAGACGACCCAUCUCCUCUUCAGCUUGGGUGCAGUUUGCCUGGACAGCCGUGUAGGCCUAGACUGGGCAUGCACUAUGGCCGACAUCCUCCGAGCCCUGAAUGCCUCUGUGCAAUGGCACAGUGUGAUUGCUGCGUUCACAGACCACUGCAUCAAGCAGCUGCCCUUCCAGCUGAAACACACCAACAUCUUUACCUUGCUGGUACUUGUCGGCUUUCCAGAGGUCUUGUGCAUGGGGACCCGGUCUGUGUAUAUGGACAACGCAAAUGAGGCCCACAACGUGAUCAUCCUCAAGCACUUCACAGAGAAGAACAGGGCGGUGGUUGUGGACAUGAAAACACGGAAGAGAAAAGCAGUGAAAGACCUCCAACUGGUUCAGCCAUGCGGACAAGGCGAUGACGAGUCUCGGUGCCAGUUGCGGCAGUACCUCCAGCACUUUGUGUUCAUCACCAGCCAUCUCCUCCAGACCAGCAUCAACAGCAGCUUUGCAGAGGCUGUGGAAGCAACCUGGGUCUUAUCUCUUGCCCUGAAGGGGCUAUACAGGACGCUUAAGAUGCAUCCCUUUGAGGAAAUUCGCACCGCCUUCCUUCAGACAGGUCUGCUUAAAUUGUUGGUGAAGAAGUGCAGCAAAGGAACAGGCUUCAGUAAGACCUGGCUUCUCCGAGACUUGGAGAUCUUGUCAAUCAUGCUGUACUCAUCAAAAAAGGAGAUAAGCUCCCUGGCGGAGCACAAGGGCCCAGACCUUGGUGAAAGGGACCAGGAUCAAGCGUUGGAUCAGUCUGCUGUCACUCCCACAGAUGCUGACCAGAACAGGCUCGAUCCGCUGGAGGGCUUGGACGAAACCACCAAAAUAUGCUUCCUGAUGACCCACGAUGCCCUUGAUGCCCCUCUGCAUAUCCUUCGGGCCAUGUAUGAAUUGCAAAUGAAAAGGACCGAUUCUUUCUUCCUGGAGGUCCAGAAGAGGUUUGACGGUGACGUGGUGACAACGGAUGAGAGGAUCCGGACAUUGGCUCAGAAAUGGCAGCCCAGCAAGUGCUUGCGGUCGGAGGAGCAGAGUUCCAAAGCGCUCGAUACGGACAUGAUCAUUGUGCCAUGUCUGCCUGCUCCUGUUUUACAGUCCAAGCCUGCCCCCUGCAACAAGGCCACAGAAGAAUCCAACCCCAUCACCCAGAAGCUCAUCACUAACACGGAAAGCGACCUCCAGCUCAGCUACGCCAAGCAACGUCGCACCAAGAGCUCCGUCCUCCUGCACAAGGAGCUGGACUCCAGGAGCAAAAAGGCCGUGCGCGGCUACCUCUACCGAGUCAACGAUGCCACCGCCGUCCUUUAUGCGAGGCACGCCCUUGCUUUGCUGUUGGCCAAGUGGCCCGACGACGUGGCGAUCAGUGAGGAGAUGCUGGAGCUCAGCGGUCCGGCUCACAUGACGUACAUCCUGGAUAUGCUUUUGCAGCUGGAGGAGAAACAGCUGUGCGAGAAGAUUCUCCUGAAAGUGCUCCGCGGCUGCAACGAAAGCAUGUUGGCGACGAUGGCGUUGACGGCCUGUCAGUUCAUGGAGGAGCCCGGGAUGGCCGUCCAAGUGCGGGAGUCCAAGCACCCUUAUAACAACAACACAAAUUUUGAGGAUAAGGUUCACAUCCCCGGUGCUAUAUACCUCUCCGUCAAGUUUGAUUCUCAGUGUAACACUGAAGAGGGCUGUGAUGAGCUGGUUGUAGCCAGCAGCUGUGACUUCAUCCACGAUCGCCACACCUUCAGCGGGCCUCCGCACAAGUGGACAGACUUCGAGCUCCCAGGGGAUACCCUCUACUAUCGAUUCACCACGGACAUGAGCAACACAGAAUGGGGUUAUAAGUUUACAGUGACGGCAGGUCACCUGGGGAGGUUCCAGACAGGCUUCGAGAUCCUGAAGCAGAUGCUGUCGGAGGAAAGGGUCAUCCCCCACAUCCCAUUGGCCAAAAUCUGGGAGUGGCAGGUGGGCGUGGCCUGCAGGCAAACUGGCCACCAGCGACUGAAGGCCAUCCACCUGCUCCUUAGGAUAGUCCAGUGCUGCAGCGAGAGGGACUGUGACCUCACUCUGCUGAAGCCGCUCUGGCACCUUUUCAGCCGCAUGGAGAACAGCAUGCGCCACGAUGUGACCAAAUCGGGGAUUCUCCUCCCACUGCACCGGGCGCUGACCGAGCUUUUCUUUGUCACCGAGAGCAGAGUUAGCGAACUUGGAUCUCUGCAGGAUUACUUGCUUGCCUUAAAUACGGAAGACCAUCUCCACCGCUGUACAGCGCAGGCCCUGAAAAACAUUGCUGCUCUUAGCCUUGCCAUUAACUACCCCAACAAAUCGACGAGCCCCUGGAACGUUUAACCACAGGAUCUUUUCCGGCUCGGAGCGGGGAUGGUCCUUGCCCGUAGGAACCGUGGGGGCGAGCGUCCUUCGCCCGGUGCGGGUACCAGAGAAAGGAAAAGGGGGGUCCCUUCUGCUUCCGUUUAUGUGCACUCCGCGGGCAGCCAGCCAGUCAACUUUCCGCCCCGAUGUAGAUUCUGUAAAAGCAAAAAGCGCACUUCCAAGGAAAAAGGGGCACACUCUCUCUCUGGAGCACCUUUGCGCGUCACCUCGAGUUAUGUAUGCACUUCUAUUGUAGCAUGUCUGUGGAACAGUAUUUACUUUCUCUGAAUUUCGGAAGAAUGAUAUGGGGGGAGCAAGAGGGAACGAAGACCUCCCCCGAAGGAAGAGAUGCCAGGCCACCUUCUGGCUACCACCCCACCCUCUUGCAUCUCCCCACCACCACCACCACUCGCCCCUCCUUAUAUAAGCUGAACAAGGAACUGAAAUGGACUGGUCGAAGCCUCAUUUCAAACUCAAAAGCGGGUCUGGCCCAUGAUAAUUGGAUUGGCCAAGGAAGCAAUGGAGGAAUCUGGAAGUACGGCGAGGCUGAAAGAAUCCUCAAGGAUGCUGCUUUGGUUUUUUUUUUCCUCCUCUCUGAAAAGCUGGCUGCAACCCCAGCUGAGGAAAAAGGAGGAGGAAUCUGGAGGAGUGUUGGAGGAGACCCUUGGUGAGAGACGGUGGCACUCCUGCUUUUCCGCUAGAUUCUCUCAUGCUGCUGGCAGCCACGGUUUCUUGUCAGUGACGUAGAAGUUGUGGCCUGGAAGUUGUCCUGGUUGCUCUGCGAGGAGCCACGGUUAAAGGGACAGGCGCUCCUUCCAAGAUGGCAUCUGGAAGGGGGACGGAGGCAGACAGUGGGGGUUCUCUUCCCCUCCACUCUGAAUGCUGGCAGUGCAGGAUGUGUCCAGCUCUUGAGCGAUGAAUGAAUUAACCCGUCUGGCUUCACACAGCAAUAACCACAUAGUUCCUCCUGAAUGUGGAAUGCGCAGGGAAAAUCUCUUGGGUGAAAUAAAUGGGCUUUAAUCUCUUGUCCUGGGAGGGGGAGCCAGGGUGGAGGAGUUGCUUCUCCCCUCCAAGGGCAAACUUGCAUGAAAAGCCAGGUGCUUGUGUGUGGCAGGAAGA
This is a messenger RNA of Lacerta agilis (Sand lizard), 10381 nucleotides long. RefSeq names its product zinc finger ZZ-type and EF-hand domain containing 1 (gene ZZEF1). Gene Ontology annotation, molecular function: ubiquitin-like protein ligase activity; zinc ion binding; calcium ion binding. The transcript is spliced from 55 exons. The record is from RefSeq and is a predicted model, not a curated record. Bases 77 to 9241 code for a protein of 3054 amino acids. Lineage: Eukaryota; Metazoa; Chordata; Lepidosauria; Squamata; Lacertidae. Gene Ontology annotation, cellular component: postsynapse. Gene Ontology annotation, biological process: regulation of synaptic plasticity; protein ubiquitination.